AUGCAUCGCCUGCAGCGUUUGCACCUGCACCUGGCUCAUGGCCGCAACUUCUCCCAGGCGACGGCCUCGGAGAUCGGCCAGUUCCUGGCCGCGCCGGGCUUCGCGGUGGUGGGUGCGUCGCAGGAGAGGCAGAAGUUCGGGAACAAGGUGCUGCGCUGCUACAUGCAGCACGGGCUCAGCGCGGUGCCCGUCAGCAUCACCCAGAAGGUGAUUGAAGGGCUGCCCUGUGUCUCCUCUCUGAAAGAUCUGGGGAAGGAGGUGUGCGACUACGGCGUCUCGGUCAUCACGCCCCCCAAGGUGACCUUAGGCCUCUUGGACCUGGCGAAAGACCUGGGCCUCACACGGCUCUGGCUGCAGCCCGGCUCCGAGUCUCCGGAGGUGCUGCAGCGUGCUGGCGAGCUGGGGCUAGGUCUCAUUCACUCUGGGCCGUGCCUGCUGGUGGAGCUUGGCUUCAACCCCAGCUGGGAACCAGCUCAGGCGCUGGAGGAAGGCCAAGCUGCUGACGGAGCCUUGAGCUGGAGGCUGGAUGAGAAGCAGGUCUUGACCCUGACCCUCUCCGACUCGCGGCGGCGUAACGCGCUGGGCCGGCCCGUUCUUCAAGGCCUUCAUGACGUGCUUCAGAAUAUAUCCCCCCGUGCACGGGUGGUGCUGCUGGAAGCUCAGGGGCCCGUCUUCAGCUCGGGCCACGACUUCGGGGACUUUGCGGCGGACUUGGGUGCCAGGGCGCAUGAGGAGACCCUGAAGCUGUGCUGCGAGGUGGCGCUGCUGCUUAAAAAGAUUCCACCGCCGACCAUCGCUGUGGUCCAAGGCUUGGCCACGGCGGCGGGCUGCCAGAUGGCCUGCGCUUGUGACCUGGUUCUGGCUGCAGAUACCGCCGCGUUUCAACUGCCUGGUGCCGCCAAUGGAGGAUUCUGCCACACUCCGGCCGUGCCCGUGGCAGCACGCGCCGGUAAACAGGUCGCAGCGGAGAUGGCGUUCCUAGCGCAGAAGGUGCCUGCAGUCCGAGCCGAGCGGCUAGGCUUGGUGAGCCAAGUGCUGCCUCGGGUGAAGCUAGCGAGCGAGGCGCGGAAACUGGCUGAAAGGAUUGCAUCCUUCGAUCCGGAGCAGAUCCAGAAAGGGAAGCAAGUCCUCAACGAGCAGGCUUCCAAGUCCACAUUGGAGGAGCGCUUUCAGGUCGCGCAGCCCGCAAUGCUGGAGAUGUUCGCCACACCGGCGAGCCAAAAGAUGGUGGCAAAGUUCCGGCGAUGA
Effrenium voratum is the source of this 1248-nucleotide messenger RNA. Lineage: Eukaryota; Dinophyceae; Suessiales; Symbiodiniaceae. The record is from the annotation of a GenBank genome assembly.